Messenger RNA from Notodromas monacha, 3538 nucleotides. The record is from the annotation of a GenBank genome assembly. Lineage: Eukaryota; Metazoa; Arthropoda; Ostracoda; Podocopida; Cyprididae.
UUAUUUGUCUUGUGGACAGGAUGUAAUCUCUGGACGGAAAAUUUUCAAGCCAGGGAUAUUUUUUUUACUCUUUGUCGUGUGAAGUGAAGAUGUGCCUGAAACAGUGACAGUAUUACCGGUCGCACUCCUCUUGCGGAAAAUGGACCGCGUGGGUCAUACCAUUAGCCUCAAUAUAAAUGAUUCCCAUUCUUUAUUGGAAUCUUCGUCUGAUGUCAGCAAGCUUUUCCAAGCGAUUGGCACGAAAAAUAAAGGCCUCCUUGAAAGAUUGUUGAAGGAAGGUGUGAACGUGCACUGCAUGGGACCUGAUGGAAUAACGCCUCUGUUUGCUGCCUCAUUCAUGAAAAACUACUCGGCGGUGAAACUUCUAUUUCGUUAUGGUGCUUCUCCAAAUGUUCGCUGCACCGAUGGAGCUACAGCGGUUCAUGGUGCUGCGUACAGCGGAAGUCAAAGGAUCCUGCGGCUCAUCCUAUCCAUGGGUGGUUCCUUGAACCUUCACAGCGACGAAGGGAAGCUGCCGAGGGAUUGGGCAGAUCUCGUUCGUGACCCCGAAGAUCGGCGAAGAAUGCACAAAAUAAUGGAAACGUUCGAGAUGGAUUCUGUCGAGUCUUGUCAAGAGAAACUGCAGGAGAGCACGUUGAAACUUGCGGAGCUGUCGGUGCAGUGUGGCGGGAAUCCGCCGGCGGAAUUGGACAUCGGGCCCGGCCUCCAUCUGAUGUGCGGAGGCUCAAAGCUGUUCAUGUUUUUGAACCUUUCCAUAGCCCCGGAAUCGUUGGUGCUUGUGGAGAGCGAUCCGUACAAAGUCGGGGCAUUCACGGAAAUGGUUUUCUGCUCGUGGGGCGAAACCCCCGUGAUGGUGCGACGAACGGUCGGUUCGAGCGGACAGCGUCACCCGCAGCCAGACCUUAUGUUCAUGGAGCUGGAUUCUUUGAGGUACCUACGACAUCCGGACAUACUGACCCUCAUUGGAGUGUCGUGGAAGCGCAACAAUCGCGGUGCGCGAGUGUUCCCAGUUUUCGAAGCGGCGAAUCUCCGAUCCGUUCAUCACUUCUUGCACGUGCGCAGAAGUGUGUUGCGCAAGUGCGACGUGGAGGACGUCGGUCGGCAGCUCGUGUCCGCACUCGCCUACCUGCACAUGCGUGGGCUAGUCCACGGCGCCAUCACUUCCCACGCCGUCCAACUCGUGUCGCAGAACCGCGGCAAGUUGUCGUGCUUCGAGUACAUGAGCGACGAGCGCACGCCCGUGACGGAAGUCAUGUGGAAGCGAAGUGCCAUAGGGAACCAGGUCGCACUGCAUCGAUGGAUUGCGCCGGAAGUGGUGGGCAAGCGAGCCUUGAUGUCGUUGCAGAGUGACGUAUACUCGUUGUGCGUCGUCGUCGAGGAGAUGAUGAGAGGACGAUUACCGUGGGCUGCUGUGAGUGACGAAUACGUGUCAUCGGUACUGGCCGAGUACCGAAAGGGAGACUCGAACCGAAACUUGAAUUAUGAAUUCCCCGGACUUUUGCUGGAUGCUCUUGUUUCGGAAGACAAACCGCAGAACCUGCUUAAGCGUGUCAACGUCAAAGAUCUCCCCGACAUCAUCGCUGAAAUGUUGAAUGGUCAUGACGUGUUGACAACGGAAAGGAUUUACGAUUCGGUUCAUGUGACGUCAUCGUCAGAGUCCUCGCACAUUGCGAAGAAUUACGACUCGUUGAAGAAGUGCAAGAAGUAUCGGGCUGGGAGGUUGAAUCAGUCGCGUGACUCUGAACCGUCUCGCUUGAAUGAGACGUCGUUGUUGACGGAUAAGACAGAUGGAAAGGCGAAUGUGAAGAAUAAGAUGACUACGAGCGAACUGUUUAUGUCCAUGUUGGCGUCCUCUCCGCCUUCGAAGCGGCGGUCAAGGGCGACACCGUUGUCGCGAACGCCGUCCAACGAGUGCGAGAACGCGGACGAGGGCUACGACGAACGUGAGGCCGUCGUUCAACUGGGAUCGGUUACGCAGAUGGUGCAAGUUUCGCGCGAAGACGGCGCCGUUGUGGUGAAGACGGUCGUUGGAGGGUCGCAGACGGAAGCCGUGAAACCAGCCUCGCACUUUUCCACUAGGCACGGAGACUCGUGUUCGCUUCAAAUGCCGCACGUGAUCGGUACUGCGACGGGUGGCAACUGCGUCCGGGCUCUGGGGGACACGUCGUUGGACGAGACGAAGCCGGGAAGUCUGGGGCAUUCCUCGUGGUUUGCCAAGCUGGGUAAACCCGAGUUUCGAGGACCUUAUGCUGUCUUGCCAGAAGACAUUGUUCGCGCAGUCGCUCCCUCGGAGCCCUUCCAGUAUUGCAAUGGAUUCCAGAGUCAAGAUAGUUCAUUCACGAGGCGAGUGAUACACCAUGCGAGUGUUCGACAUUCCAUUGGUAACGAAGUGCAAGAGCGUUUGUUGGAGAAACUGAGGAAUGGGAUUGGAGACGGGAGUAGUUCUUCGUCUGCACCGUCGGAAGAAGGAAAUACCAGGUCUUGCAACUUGAGUGUGACAGCAAUGGUUCAUCACAAUGCCCAGAAAAGCUCUGGCGAGGACGAAUCCCCUCUCAAGAAAGUUGCUUUUGCUUCGCGUGCGGGAUCGGAGAAACAUUGGAAAUCUUGCGCCAGGAAACUACAAGUGGGUCCGAAUGUUCGAAAGGGCAAGUAUCUACCUAAUGCCGAGUGGUUUGCGGGGAAGGGCUCUGUCCAGAAUCUCGUGAGCUACUUCGAAGCUUCAAAUGAUGGUUGCGACGGACAAAACAAGACCAGUGCAGAGACGACGCAAUGUUCUGAGGAUUUUGUGUGGGGAGCGAACGGAGUUCCUCGGUCUACGCCGAAGAAACUGUUCGAAGUAGAGGAGGAUGGAUGUUAUGGAGGACAACACCUCGGAGUGUCUCGUUCUGAACCCAUUUGUGUUAUGACGAAGAGUACUGGAAAAAAGGAAGAGGUUUACAGCACGGUCUGCAAGGCGUCGAAGACCGCCAAGAAGAGCAUCGAUGAAGCCAAAGCAGCGCUGCGUCAAGCGCGUUCCGAGUUUUUCUCCGCCGAGUUGGCUGCUGGGCGUGCUGCGGCGUCUCGAAACUGUGACGAAAUUGAAGGCAAGUUUUCGUCUUGUCCUCCAUCUUUCAACAAUCUUUCAACGAGGAAUGUGUUGCUCUGCUCUGUUCUCGCAGCGGAUGCGACGUGGAACAGUCACUUGAAGGAAGGCGGCGACUCGGGGGUUGCGAAGAGGUCCAUCCUUAAAUCUCCGGGCCUGGUGGGGAAGGUGGUAGAACGGGACGAAGACACGAUGUGGGAAACGUGUGGCGAGUCGUCUUCAUCGGAAGAAGAAAAGGAGGAGGGGGAGGAUAAUGGCGAGCUUGUGCACGCGACUCUGCGCGAGCUCGUCGACUCGAGCGACGCUUGCUUUUCCGAACUACAGCAGUCUGUUGUAGACGACGCAGUCAAUCCGAGGGAGGAAGAAGAAGGCAGUGUAACGAGACACAUUCUAGUCCCGAAUGUAAAUUUGGGAGAUGAUGAACGAGAGCUGAAACACAUUGAUGAUGAUGAUUGA